This is a messenger RNA of Lymnaea stagnalis (great pond snail), 1083 nucleotides long. Lineage: Eukaryota; Metazoa; Mollusca; Gastropoda; Lymnaeidae. The record is from the annotation of a GenBank genome assembly.
AUGUUUUUCGAUGAAGAAUUUGAUGUGAUCGUAAUUGGUGCCGGACAUGCUGGAUGCGAAGCUGCGUCUGCCGCUGCAAGACUUGGAGCCGAAACGGCGUUAAUUACAAUAAAUCUGGAUCUAAUUGGUCAAAUGUCUUGCAAUCCGGCAAUUGGCGGGAUCGCUAAAGGACACGUAGUUCGCGAAAUUGAUGCGCUCGGGGGGAUUAUGGGACGGAUUAUUGAUCGAACUGGCAUUCAAUUUCGAUUGUUAAAUCGCUCGAGAGGACCUGCUGUGCAAUCACCUCGCGCACAAGCUGAUCGCAGUCUUUACCGAGUAGAAAUGAGGCGAAUAUUGGAAGAAACGUCAAAUCUUCAUUUAAGACAAGGAGCGGUUGUUAGGUUAAUUGUUGAAAACAAUACUGUUAUAGGCGUAGAGUUGCAGGAUACACGUUGUCUCAAAGCCAAGUCAGUAGUUAUUGCCGCUGGAACUUUCCUAAAUGGAAUGAUUCAUACCGGACCACGCACUUUUUCUGCAGGUCGUGCGGGAGAACCUGCCUCAAUUGACCUUGCAGAAAAUCUUAAAUAUUUAGGACUUUCUGUUGGUAGAUUAAAAACCGGAACGCCGCCGCGUUUGGACGGCAGAACAAUUGACUGGCACGCUUUUGAGGCUCAACCACCUGACGAUGUAAUUGUUCCUUUUUCAUUUUCUACAGAAACUAUUGAACAGCCGCAAAUUCAAUGCUAUAUCGGUUAUACUAAUGACAUACUUCAUAAAGAGAUAAGAAAUAAUUUAGAUAAAUCUCCUUUAUACUCAGGAAAAAUCAAAGGAAUCGGUCCACGAUAUUGUCCUUCUAUCGAGGAUAAAGUCGUAAAAUUUGCCGAUAAAAAUAGGCAUCAGCUAUUUUUGGAGCCGGAAGGUCAUAAUACGAAUGAAGUAUAUCUAAAUGGUUUUUCUACUUCGCUUCCUGCUGAAAUGCAGCAAAAUCUUUUGAGGAAGAUCGAUGGGUUUGAAAAUGUAAAAAUUAUUCGUCCCGGUUACGCUAUUGAGUAUGAUUUUGUUGAUCCUCGUCAAUUGAAGCCAACGAUGGAAACAAGUCAAAUU